Messenger RNA from Maylandia zebra (zebra mbuna), 2443 nucleotides. It is a transcript of the gene tfec, whose product is annotated as transcription factor EC. Gene Ontology annotation, cellular component: nucleus. Gene Ontology annotation, biological process: regulation of transcription by RNA polymerase II. NCBI's taxonomy places the organism in Eukaryota, Metazoa, Chordata, Actinopteri, Cichliformes, Cichlidae. Gene Ontology annotation, molecular function: RNA polymerase II cis-regulatory region sequence-specific DNA binding; protein dimerization activity; DNA-binding transcription factor activity, RNA polymerase II-specific. The record is from RefSeq and is a predicted model, not a curated record.
AAUUGUGCUGCCACAACCCCUACAGAGGGUUGCAGAGGACUUUGGGAGAUCACCACUGAUUGGUCAACCAGAAAGAAAAGGGCAGUCUGAGGGAGUUAGUGAUAGAUGCUAAAGGCAGAUACCCUGCAGUGAUCAAACCUUGGAUGAUCUAACAGUCCAGUGUUUGAAGUGAUUAUCAUUGCUACGCAACAUAAAGGCUUACACCCAGCUUUGGGCCUAAUUAGUUCACUUAGGGCCCUUUAUAAAGAGCUGGUAGGGAGACUGGAAGGGACAGACACUCACUGAGAAGUCACCAGAUCAACAGGAUAGCAGCAGCAGCAGCAGCAGCAGCUGUGGAUCCCUAAAGUUGACCUGCUGCCACACCAGAACAAAUCAAUUUGAAGAUUAUCUGCUUUUCUGAGAAUGCCACACUUAAGUGACUGCAGUUACUACACAAUGCGGGAUGCAACCAGAGCUUCAAAUGUACAGAGCCACCUGGAGAACUCCAAGUUCCAUCUCCACCAGAGCCAGAAUCAGCCCGUGAAGCAGUACCUGACGCUGGGCUCCAAGCUGGCCUCCUCGGCCGCAUCAGGCCACGCUGUGACACAUCCGCACACCCCUGGCCAGGCACUCGCCACCGUGCCGAUCAUGAGGAACGGACACAUGCCCCCUGUCAGUGACAGCAGUAACCCCAACAGCCCUGUUACCCUGCUUACAAUGGCCAAUCAUGACAGUGAGUUUCCAAUGGAUGAAGUUAUUGAUGACCUAAUUAGUCUUGAAUCCGGUUUCAAUGAUGGAGGCUUGGAUUGCAUGGAGCCUAACAUCAUAAUGCAAAACAAUGUGUCUCUCAGCAGCAGCAUGUUGGACGUCUAUGGGGGUGAACAAGGUAUGAACGCCCCUAAUGGUGGACUGAGUCCUACAUCUAACCCUACAAAGCUCACUGUAAAAAGGGAAUACACAGAACACGACACAAGGGUGAUGGCCAAAGAGAGGCAGAAAAAAGACAACCAUAAUUUGAUUGAAAGAAGGCGACGAUACAACAUUAACUACAGGAUUAAGGAGCUUGGAACACUCAUACCAAAGUCGAAUGAUCCCGACAUGCGGUGGAACAAAGGCACCAUCCUCAAGGCCUCAGUGGAGUACAUAAGAUGGCUGCAGAAGGAGCAGCAGCACGCCCGGGAGCUGGAAAGCCGUCAGAAGAAGCUGGAGCAAGCCAAUAGGAGGCUGCUCCUGAGGAUCCAGGAGCUUGAGAUUCAAGCACGAGCUCACGGGCUACCAAACAUGGCCACAGCCUUGGGGACGGUCGAACUUUCCUCCCACCUACUCAAACAACAACAACAACAACAACAACAGCAGCAGCAGCAGCAGCAGCAAUCAUCUCCCCAGGCCCAGCAACCUCAGCAGCCAACUCUCUACCAAGAGGACAUCAACAACGACUACCUCCAGAGGAUAGCUGCGGCAUCUGGCGUGCCAUCCACUGCCACCGUCAGCGGGCCGCAGGAUCACAUUAGUGGCACUGACGCCUGCACCACCUUCUCCGACCCGCUGUCCCAUUUCACAGACUUCUUCACCACCACGCUUAAGGAGGAACACCAGCUGGAUGAGAUCCUGAUGGAUGACCCACUGUCGCCGUUUGGCACCGAUCCGCUCCUCUCGGCCGGCUCCCCCGGAGCUGCAUCCAAGGACAGCAGCCGCAGGAGCAGCUUCAGCUCUGCCGAGGGUGAUGACCUAUAAGGGUGCCCUCAGUCUCGUUAUCACCUAUAAUCCCUGUCGGUAAAGGGCAUCCACGUGGCCUUUAAAUGACUGAGUGAUGGCUCCGAGCAUACAUUUAAGACUCCUACUAGGGUUGCAAGUAAUUUAAACGACAGCUGACAGCACUCCUUUAAAGUGCCACCUGUGCAUUAAGCGUGUAGUUCUUGUCGAUCAGUUGAGUGUUGAAGCUACAGAACACUGACGUUCGCCAAAGCUGAGCGGGAACAGAAACAUCCUGUGAGCACACCACGGACCGGCUGCUCUUUUUAACUUUACUACAGACAGUUUCAACUAUUCUCUGCCUCCCAGACACAGCUGAAAAAGACUUAUAAGAAAAAGGGAGACAAUUAUAAGUACAUAAUGUUAAUGACUACUGUUUUUUAAACACACUGUGGUGGCCACACACUGUAACAUAUGCAAAAUAACCACUAAAAACAUACCAAAGGUGUUUCCUUUCAUGAAAGCAUUAAUUCUUUACAAAAGAUCAUGUUAAUACGUUGCAGAUGGUUGCAUUAUUUGAUGUGCCUUAUUUGACCAGUACUGAUGUACUCACCCCAAUGCCUAACACGUCCUCAUCAGUGUCUUUGAAAUGUUUUUGUUUGAAAUGUUGGUGUAUUUAUAUGUUUUAUUCCAUUUAUUCAUAAAAAGUAUAUAUAUUAUUAUCUAACACCUUUUUUAAAAACUUCUUUGUAGGGGUGGGAACGACGUAAUA